Messenger RNA from Aspergillus tanneri, 249 nucleotides. RefSeq lists its product as uncharacterized. Bases 1 to 249 code for a protein of 82 amino acids. NCBI's taxonomy places the organism in Eukaryota, Fungi, Ascomycota, Eurotiomycetes, Eurotiales, Aspergillaceae. The transcript has 2 exons. Gene Ontology annotation, molecular function: ATP-dependent chromatin remodeler activity; ATP binding. The record is from RefSeq and is a predicted model, not a curated record.
AUGGUCCGAAGUGCGGUAUUAGAGUUCUGGCAACCAGUCGCUGUCUGGGGGCUGGCCCAGUUUCGAGCCAAUGCGAAUAUCCGUGGAGCAAUUCUUGCCGAUGCAGUUGGUCUGGGCAAGACCUGGGAAACUAUUGCAUUUAUGCUCAAGUGCUGGUCUGACUAUAAUACUGCAUAUGAGACAGCAGUAAAACACAAGGAGGCCCCUCCGGUGGCUCGUCCUUUCCUAAUUGUGGUCCCCCAAAUUUGA